AAAAUGUUUCAUUUGUCGCCGUAAGAAUGUGGUAUAAGCCUAGAAGUUUCUGUUCAUAGUUUUCAUUUUAUGAAGAUGUAAUAUUUGUAAUCCAUCAGUUUUCUAUUGUAAAUUGUUUUAACAGCUGGAUGUUUGAAAAUAGUAGAAUCAGGUCUAACCAUGUAAGCUACAUCCACUGUCUUUACUUCAUGGUAACUUAUUGAUUUAAACACAUGUUAUCAAAGUUGGAUUUAAAUGCAUAUUGAACAAACUGACAAAGAAAUAUGCAAUCUCAAGGACAAAGUCAGCAACUGCCAUCCGCGGCCCAUUUAUUAUUAGACCAAAAUCCGAAUUCAACGGGAAGUAACCUGGUCGGAAAACAAAAUGAUAUUCAAUCUCUCUCCUCAGUUGGUUUACUUGAGUUGGCUCAUAGAGAAUACCAAGCUGUUGACUAUGAAAGCGCGGAAAAGCAUUGUAUGCAAUUAUGGCGCCAAGACAGUACAAAUACUGGAGUUUUGUUGUUGCUGUCAUCUAUUCAUUUUCAGUGCAGACGUCUUGAUAAGUCAGCACAAUUCUCAACAUUGGCAAUAAAACAAAACCCUGUGCUGGCCGAAGCUUAUAGUAAUUUAGGAAAUGUUUUUAAAGAGCGCGGACAGUUACAGGAAGCUUUAGAUAACUACCGUAGAGCUGUACGUCUAAAACCAGAUUUUAUUGAUGGAUACAUAAAUUUGGCUGCUGCAUUGGUUGCUGCUCGUGACAUGGAGUCUGCUGUACAAGCAUAUAUUACAGCAUUACAAUAUAAUCCUGAUCUGUAUUGUGUGCGCAGCGAUUUGGGAAAUCUUCUUAAGGCCCUCGGUCGUUUGGAAGAAGCUAAAGCCUGUUACCUAAAGGCAAUUGAAACAUGUCCUGGCUUUGCAGUUGCAUGGAGUAACCUAGGAUGUGUGUUUAACGCUCAGGGAGAAAUUUGGUUGGCUAUACAUCACUUUGAAAAAGCUGUGACUCUUGAUCCCAAUUUUUUGGAUGCAUAUAUAAAUUUGGGAAAUGUUCUAAAGGAGGCGCGAAUAUUUGAUAGAGCUGUGGCCGCCUAUUUACGUGCAUUAAAUUUAUCUCCGAAUAAUGCUGUAGUUCAUGGGAAUUUGGCAUGCGUUUACUAUGAACAAGGUCUAAUUGAUUUGGCGAUCGAUACAUAUAGGAGGGCAAUAGAACUACAACCAAAUUUCCCAGAUGCCUAUUGCAACCUUGCAAACGCUCUUAAAGAAAAGGGGCAGGUUAAAGAAGCUGAGGACUGCUAUAACACAGCACUAAGGCUAUGUUCAAAUCAUGCAGAUUCCCUUAAUAAUUUAGCUAACAUAAAGAGGGAGCAAGGGUAUAUUGAAGAAGCUACGCGACUUUAUUUAAAAGCUUUAGAAGUUUUCCCAGAUUUUGCUGCUGCUCAUUCAAACUUGGCAUCUGUUUUGCAACAGCAAGGCAAAUUAAAAGAAGCAUUAAUGCAUUAUAAGGAAGCUAUUAGAAUCCAGCCCACUUUUGCGGAUGCAUAUUCCAACAUGGGAAAUACUCUUAAAGAAUUACAAGACGUUAACGGGGCAUUGCAAUGCUACACGAGAGCUAUUCAAAUUAACCCAGCAUUUGCUGAUGCGCAUAGUAAUUUGGCAAGCAUACACAAAGAUUCCGGAAAUAUUCCUGAAGCAAUUCAGUCUUACCGAACAGCUCUAAAGCUAAAACCUGAUUUUCCUGAUGCAUACUGCAAUUUGGCUCAUUGCUUGCAAAUUGUUUGUGAUUGGACUGACUAUGAUAUUCGAAUGAAAAAACUGGUUAGUAUUGUCACUGAGCAGCUUGAAAAAAACCGUUUACCAUCCGUUCAUCCACACCACUCGAUGCUUUAUCCAUUGACACAUGAUUGUCGGAAAGCAAUUGCAGCGCGACACGCUAACUUAUGUUUAGAAAAAGUUCACGUGCUUCAUAAAAAACCAUAUAAUUUCUUAAAGAAGUUACCUACAAAGGGAAGGCUUCGAAUAGGUUAUCUUAGCUCGGACUUUGGAAAUCAUCCUACCUCGCAUUUAAUGCAAUCUGUUCCAGGUCUUCAUGAUCGUUCAAAAGUGGAAAUCUUUUGUUAUGCCUUAAGUCCAGAUGAUGGUACAACAUUUCGACAAAAAAUCAGCCGAGAGUCAGAAAACUUUGUGGAUCUUUCUCAGAUUCCUUGUAAUGGUAAAGCAGCGGACAAGAUAUUUAAUGACGGUAUAAAUAUUUUGGUUAAUAUGAAUGGUUACACAAAGGGCGCAAGAAAUGAAAUAUUUGCUCUUCGUCCUGCUCCUAUUCAAGUUAUGUGGUUAGGCUAUCCAGGUACUAGUGGGGCUAGUUUUAUGGAUUACAUUAUUACGGAUUCUGUAACUAGUCCAAUAGAAUUGGCUUACCAAUAUAGUGAAAAAUUAUCUUAUAUGCCGCACACAUAUUUUAUAGGUGAUCAUAAGCAAAUGUUUCCACAUUUAAAGGAACGUAUAAUUGUCUGUGACAAACAACAAUCUUCCGUUGUUGAUAAUGUAACGGUUAUAAAUGCAACAGAUUUAUCUCCACUUGUUGAAAACACAGAUGUAAAGGAGAUAAAAGAAGUUGUUAACGCACAAAAACCAGUCGAGAUAACUCAUAAAGUUGCAGAGUUACCAAACACAACACAAAUAGUAUCCAUGAUAGCAGCUGGUCAAGUGCAAACAUCUUUAAAUGGCGUUGUGGUUCAAAACGGAUUGGCCACUACCCAAACUAACAACAAGGCCGCUACUGGUGAAGAGGUACCACAAAAUAUUGUAAUAACCACUCGUCGUCAAUAUAUGUUACCCGAUGACGCUGUUGUGUAUUGCAAUUUUAAUCAGCUAUACAAAAUCGAUCCACAAACCCUCGAGUCAUGGGUAGAAAUUUUAAAAAAUGUGCCUAAGUCUGUUUUGUGGUUAUUACGAUUUCCGGCAGUUGGUGAACAAAAUAUUAAAAAAACCGUCAGUGACUUUGGAAUAUCUCCUGAUAGAGUAAUAUUUUCCAAUGUAGCUGCAAAAGAAGAGCACGUACGCCGGGGCCAAUUAGCUGAUAUAUGUCUUGAUACCCCAUUAUGUAAUGGACACACCACGUCCAUGGACGUUUUAUGGACGGGUACUCCUGUCGUAACGUUGCCAGGAGAGACGUUAGCCUCUAGAGUGGCUGCCUCUCAGCUUGCUACCCUUGGAUGCCCAGAGUUAAUAGCGCGUACAAGAGAUGAAUAUCAAAAUAUUGCUAUACGACUGGGAACAAAAAAAGAAUAUUUGAAAGCCCUACGAGCAAAAGUAUGGAAAGCCCGCGUAGAGAGUCCCCUAUUUGAUUGCUCACAGUAUGCCAAAGGAUUAGAACAAUUAUUUCUACGAAUGUGGGAAAAAUACGAAAACGGAGAACUUCCGGACCACAUUUCAGCAGUAUAAAAAACUUGUGUAAUGUCAAUAGCUAUUUUGACAUGGAAAUCAAAAGAUAUUCAUAUAAUUUUAAUAUCGAAAACAACAUUUUAUUAAGCUCGUAUGUUACCCAUAUGGCUAUACUUCUAUGUAAAAAGAGAAAAACUGCAUACCCUAUUUCGAUUAAAUAUUAUUAAUAAGAUGUUACUUUUUAUGAAUAAAGUUAUACGACAUAUAAUAAUAAGGAA
This is a messenger RNA of Drosophila erecta, 3634 nucleotides long. It is a transcript of the gene sxc, whose product is annotated as UDP-N-acetylglucosamine--peptide N-acetylglucosaminyltransferase 110 kDa subunit. The coding region runs from base 264 to 3416 and encodes 1050 amino acids. Gene Ontology annotation, biological process: protein O-linked glycosylation. NCBI's taxonomy places the organism in Eukaryota, Metazoa, Arthropoda, Insecta, Diptera, Drosophilidae. Gene Ontology annotation, molecular function: protein N-acetylglucosaminyltransferase activity; protein binding. The transcript is spliced from 10 exons. The record is from RefSeq and is a predicted model, not a curated record.